Liolophura sinensis is the source of this 1405-nucleotide messenger RNA. RefSeq lists its product as uncharacterized. NCBI's taxonomy places the organism in Eukaryota, Metazoa, Mollusca, Polyplacophora, Chitonida, Chitonidae. The record is from RefSeq and is a predicted model, not a curated record. Gene Ontology annotation, molecular function: receptor ligand activity; tumor necrosis factor receptor binding. Gene Ontology annotation, biological process: immune response. Gene Ontology annotation, cellular component: membrane. The transcript has 7 exons. Bases 98 to 991 code for a protein of 297 amino acids.
UUACAGGAAACGUAGUGGCUUUGCAAAUUAGUACAGCAAACUAGUGUGGUUAACACCUUGGCCCGGGCAGAGAGCACGUCUGUGCCGAAGUGAGAUAAUGUUCCACAGAUUGUUCUUCACCCUUGUCUCCGUUGGCUUAGCAACGUGUUUCUUUCUUAUUGUUGCUGUCCAAAUUAGCACUGCACGGUUGACGGAUGCAAGGAAUCGUCUUCCACUAGAGAACGUGCAUCGCGCUACACAGAGGGAGACUUUGCAGGUAACAAAAGACAAGAAACACCCAUGGAAACAAACUACGCACUUGGGAAUGACGAAUGAUGUCAUACUCGAAAUGACCAAGUCCAUCCAGGAUGACGUCUCGUCUGUGCUUGCGCGAGAAAGACGCGAUGUUCCCAAGCAAAAACGCAAAAAUGGAAAGCGCAAGCACCGCAGAAGAAGGAAGAAAAAGUCAAGAGGAAGACGAAAUGUGAAUGCGACGAACACCAGGGUGCGAGGAUUUCACUGGGUACCAAACACUGUACGAAUUCCUCACGGUAGCUGUCAACAAAUGUGGGAUGCCACGGUGUGUGGAAACAAGACACUGAUAACGACAACGUCUAAUUAUGUCUUACGAUUUUGGACGCGUCCCAAAACCAAGAUACCAGACCGUUUCGCUUUUGAAGAGAAUGAAACGAGUAUACUUCCAUCGGGAGAGACGUGGGUUUUUCAGACCGGCUUGUACCAGCUGUACGCUCAGAUACUUUUUCUAGAUGAUUGGUUUCGAACGGCAGUUUCUAUCGACGUGAACGGAAAUUCCACGUUUAAAUGCAUUAAUGACGUUGGCGCCCACGUGCCGGGAAGACGUCAUGGUCACUUUUACAAUACAUGUGCUAUAAACGCGGUGGUAUACCUGAAGAGAAAAGACAAACUCGGGGUGAAGAUUCUGUAUGAUCAGUCCAUCAUAGACCUGCAUGCGGAUUCCACCUACUUUGGAAUGGUUCUUCUGUCGUCAUGAAAAGACAAUCUCUCUGAGAAGACUUUUCAGAGAGUGUAUGGUGCAUUUCCCCACAUCUGCAUUCACCACUGUACAAGCGAAAUAGAAACACUUUUAAACCACACAACCACCUUCAAAAUAGUACCUUUUAUUUUUUCCUUUCAACAAAUUGCCUCUAAAACAUCGAACACUGCUGUGGUAUAUUUAGACUCAAUAUCAGUGACGUCAAAUCAUCAUAAUUUCUACCUGAAAUAAUUUGUUUCAACAUUAAUUCGGCGAAUGCAGUAAAAGCUCCAUUUUUGCAUAAGCAUCUUGAAAGCAGAAGUGUAUCAGUCUGUAUGAUUGUAUGAAGUACAAAAAGCCUUAUGUGAAGUCUCUGGUCACGAUAUGGCCCGAAAUGACCACCAUAGAAUGCAAUGUCUCAGUAGCAUUUUA